AUGGCCAUGGCCGAGGUCCCCUGCCUCUGCGCGCGCCCCUCCCUCGCCGUGCCCGCGCGCCGGCCGGGGACGGCGCCUCGCCCGCGCGGCGUCGCGCGGCCGUGCCCCAAUGCGGGGAUGGCAGUCGCGGCGGUCCGGGCCGCGGUGGUAACCGCGACGACGGCGGUCGAGGAGGACGAGGAGGAGCCGGCGCCGGCGGAGGAGAGGUACGCGCUCGGCGGCGCGUGCAGGGUGCUCGCCGGAACGCCCACACCGCUCGGCGCCACCGCGCUCGCCGGCGGGGUCAACUUCGCCGUCUACUCCGGCGCCGCCACCGCCGCAUCGCUCUGCCUCUUCGCGCCCGACGAUCUCAACGCGGAUAGGGUGACCGAGGAGGUGCUCCUCGACCCCGUGAUCAACCGGACGGGGGACGUCUGGCACGUCUUCGUCGAGGGCGAGCUGCACGACAUGCUCUACGGGUACAGGUUCGAUGGCACCUUCGCCCCUUUCUCCGGGCAGCACUUCGAUGCUUCCAACGUCGUGGUGGAUCCUUAUGCUAAGGCAGUGAUAAGCCGAGGGGAAUAUGGUGUUCCGGGGCCUGGUGGCGAUUGCUGGCCUCAGAUGGCUGGCAUGAUCCCUCCCCCGUAUAGCACGUUUGAUUGGCAAGGCGACCUACCUCUAAGGUAUCCUCAGGAGGACCUUGUAAUCUAUGAGAUGCACUUACGUGGAUUCACGAAGCAUGAUUCAAGCAAUGUACAACAUCCUGGUACUUUCAUUGGGGCUGUGGCCAAGCUUGACUAUUUGAAGGAGCUUGGAGUUAAUUGUGUAGAGUUGAUGCCUUGCCAUGAGUUCAACGAGCUGGAGUACUCCACCUCCUCGUCCAAGGUGAACUUUUGGGGAUAUUCUACCACAAACUUCUUUUCACCAAUGACGAGAUACACUUCAGGCGGGAUAAAAAACUGUGGCCGUGAUGCCAUAAAUGAGUUCAAAACUUUUGUUAGAGAGGCUCAUAAACGGGGAAUUGAGGUGAUUUUGGAUGUUGUCUUCAACCAUACAGCGGAGGGUAAUGAGAAUGGUCCAAUAUUAUCAUUUAGAGGCAUUGAUAAUAGCACAUACUAUAUGCUUGCACCCAAGGGAGAGUUCUAUAACUAUUCAGGCUGUGGGAAUACCUUCAACUGUAACCAUCCCGUUGUCCGUGAAUUCAUUGUAGAUUGUUUGAGAUACUGGGUAACCGAAAUGCAUGUUGAUGGUUUUCGUUUUGAUCUUGCAUCCAUAAUGACCAGAGGUUCCAGUCUGUGGGAUCCAAUUAAUGUGUAUGGAGCUCCGAUAGAAGAUGACAUGAUUACAACAGGGACACCUCUUGUUACUCCACCACUUAUUGACAUGAUCAGCAAUGACCCAAUUCUCGGAGGUGUCAAGCUCAUUGCUGAAGCAUGGGAUGCAGGAGGUCUUUAUCAAGUAGGUCAAUUUCCUCACUGGAAUGUUUGGUCAGAGUGGAAUGGGAAGUACCGGGACAUCGUGCGCCAAUUUAUUAAAGGGACAGAUGGGUUUUCUGGUGGUUUUGCCGAAUGUCUUUGUGGAAGUCCACACCUAUACCAGGCAGGAGGAAGGAAACCUUGGCACAGUAUCAACUUUGUAUGUGCACAUGAUGGGUUUACACUGGCUGAUUUGGUAACAUAUAACAACAAAUACAAUUUAUCAAAUGGGGAGAACAACAAAGAUGGAGAAAAUCACAAUCUUAGCUGGAAUUGUGGGGAGGAAGGAGAAUUCGCAAGAUUGCCGGUCAAAACAUUGAGGAAGAGGCAAAUGCGCAAUUUCUUUGUUUGUCUCAUGGUUUCUCAAGGAGUUCCAAUGUUCUACAUGGGGGAUGAAUAUGGCCAUACAAAGAGCGGCAACAACAAUACAUACUGUCAUGAUAAUUAUGUCAAUUAUUUCCGCUGGGAUAAAAAGGAACAAUCCUCUGACUUGCACCGAUUCUGUUGCCUCAUGACCAAAUUCCGCAAAGAGUGCGAGAGUCUUGGCCUCGAGGAUUUUCCAACGGCUGAGCGGUUGCAGUGGCAUGGUCAUCACCCUGGGAAGCCUGACUGGUCUGAGAAAAGCCGUUUCGUUGCCUUCUCCAUGAAAGAUGAAACGAAAGGUGAGAUCUACGUGGCCUUCAACACCAGCCACUUGCCGGCCAUUGUUGAGCUCCCGGAGCGCAUAGGCCACCGGUGGGAACCGGUGGUGGACACAGGCAAGCCAGCGCCAUACGACUUCCUCAGCGAUGACUUACCUGACCGCGCUUCCACUGUAUACCAGUUCUCUCAUUUCCUCAACUCCAAUCUCUACCCCAUGCUCAGCUACUCCUCGGUCAUCCUUGUAUCGUGCCCUGAUGUUUGAAAGACCAAUGGACAGUAAAUAGUAGGAGUAUAUAUGUAGGCCUUUCAUGUAUCACCAGAGUGUGCAAAUGAUCUAUUCCCAGUAACCUAAUCGAUCCAUGGAUACAUGUGCAAAUUGCAAA
This is a messenger RNA of Lolium rigidum, 2479 nucleotides long. Its product is annotated as isoamylase 1, chloroplastic-like. The transcript has 18 exons. Lineage: Eukaryota; Viridiplantae; Streptophyta; Magnoliopsida; Poales; Poaceae. Gene Ontology annotation, biological process: carbohydrate metabolic process. The record is from RefSeq and is a predicted model, not a curated record. Gene Ontology annotation, molecular function: hydrolase activity, hydrolyzing O-glycosyl compounds. The coding region runs from base 1 to 2358 and encodes 785 amino acids.